Messenger RNA from Penicillium samsonianum, 795 nucleotides. RefSeq names its product alpha/beta hydrolase. The transcript has 2 exons. Bases 1 to 795 code for a protein of 264 amino acids. The record is from RefSeq and is a predicted model, not a curated record. NCBI's taxonomy places the organism in Eukaryota, Fungi, Ascomycota, Eurotiomycetes, Eurotiales, Aspergillaceae.
AUGGCUACUCCCUCAAUUGUCAUUGUGCCAGGCGCAUGGCACCGACCUGCACACUUCCAGAGCCUCAUUGAUGAGCUCGCAAAGGUCAACUACGAUGCAGAGGCUGUGACCAUUCCUUCAGUGGACUCCAGUCCCCCAUUGGCCAGCUGGAACCAAGAUGCUCAAGCUGUCCGACAAGUGAUUAUGAACAAACUGGAUGCCGGGAAGGAUGUCGUCGUGCUCGCACAUUCAUUUGGCGGCAUCGCCAUGUCCGAGGCAGCCAAGGGUCUAGGAAAGAAAGACCGAGACGCACAGGGUUUGAAAGGCGGAAUUGUCAAGCUGGUCUACAUGUGCGCGAUGGCGUUGCCAGAAGGCCAGACCCAUAUCGGCCAGUUGGUUCCGCAGACGCCCGAGGAAGAAGAGAUCGAGCGUCAACGCAAGGAGUUGGAAGAAAAGUUUGGUGGGCUAGAUGUGUCAGCGGACGGAGCAAUCAGCCUCCCGAAGGAGAGUAUCCACCUCGUCUUUUAUAACCGUUGCGAGCAGAAGGAUAUCGAUAGGGCCGUGGAGCUGUUGGGCACAUUUCCCGUGGGCCCGUUAACCGUUCCUGUCACAUACACCGCGUACCGUGAGAUCCCGAGUACAUACAUUGUUUGCAAAAAUGACCAGGCAUUGCGGGAACCGUUCCAGCGGAGGAUGAUUGCGCAAGGUCAGGGCUAUUUCGAGGUGGAGGAAUGUGAUGAGGGCCAUUCCCCAUUCAUGAGUAAACCGGGCUUCAUCGUCGAUUGUAUUCGGAGGGCUGCUGGAGAGAAGGUCUAG